GACAUAUAUUCAGCACCACCUUAAGAGAGACAAAGCAGGGAGUGUUUGUUCGGGUGUCAGUUUUCUGCUCUUGGCUCUUUAAACCAUGUGCGUUUGGCUGCUCGCCCUCUGUGGAGCUGCAUACAAAUAUUGACAGAACACAGUGGUAUUUGUUAAGCUGGGAAGUGAAUGAUUAAAACUGUGAAGGAAGAUCUGAGGACUUCAGACCUUCCUUCGCCCUCCCCUCUCACCCCCACCUUGCCUCCUCCCUCAGCCGUCAGAGUGAAAGUGAAAAUGCUGAAUUUGGCCAAAUGAGAGCCCUGACCUUCUUGCCCUCAGCUUUGCGUGGUAGGAAAAGCCUGGCGUGUUUGAGAGAGCACACAAGAAAGAAUCUCCAGCCAUGGACAAAAAGCAGCAACUAGUCAAAAAGGAUUUUGGAAAAAGAUUUUCUUUGGACAGUAGUCUUACGGAAUAUGUGGACUCGAAUAAAUACAUUGACCAUUUGCUGACUCAGCUGGAAGAGCAGCGCUGGAAUGUAUGGAAGGAGAAACUGUCUGUGGCUCAGUUACAGCAGGAAGUUGCACGAAGUAAGAGUGACGGAACAAUGCGUGAGAAGCUGAUACAUGAGUUGGAAGAAGAACGAUACUUGAGACUUGAAAGUGAAAAAAAAUUACAAGAGGCGACACUGGAGUCUGAGCGCAACAGAGUUCAAAUGAGAGGGUUGCAGCAGCAGUUUUUAAGAAUGGAAGAGACAGUGAGGAAUCUACUGCAAAGUCAAGGAUCCCCACAGCCACACGGAGAAGAACCUGUUGCCAUAAUAAAGGCCUAUCAGGAAACAUUAACGCAGGAAGGCAAGAGAUGCAAAACAGACGUGGAAGACAUUUCUUUGGCAGUAGAUAAAGAUUCAAGGAAUGAAAACAGCAGCACUGAAGAGGAAAAAGAAAAGACGAAAUUACUGCUGGAACGGCUGAAGGCUCUGGAGGUGGCCAAUCAGGUUGUCCAAGCACUGCUUACUCAGAAGGAUUUGAGAGAGGAGUGCUUGAAGUUGAAAACAAGAGUUUUUGACCUAGAACAACAGAAUCGAACACUAAGUGUACUAUUCCAGCAAAGAAUGAAACCAGCAUCUGGCUUACUGCUUCAGAAACUUCAUUCACGCAUCUUAGAUCUGUCGUCUGGGGAUUUCCUUUCAGAGGUAGAGAAGAACAGAAGUUUGAUACAAUCACGAAGUGCUGAUGUUCAGGUUCAUGAAUGUCUACAAAAUAUGAAAUCUGGUGUUCCUUCCUUAAAAUGCCCAAGUCCGUUAAAUGUGACUGGACCUCACCGAGUUUAUCAUCGAAGCAGCUGCAGUAGCAGUGAACUUUCCCUGUCAAGUGCCUGCAGUGAAUAUUCGAGUGGUUCUUCUUAUACUUGGAACGAUGGGAAGACAUGCAAUAAAAGGGUAAGGUCAUCAAUCAACUGGGAGAACAGAAUAAACAUUGGUUCUUCACUCUCUGGCAACCUUUCUAGUCCUGUGGAUGAACUACCUCCAACUCGUAUCAAGGAAAACCACAUUUUGGAAGGGCUAAAGAAACUACAGAGGCAAAAAAUAUUACUUGAACCAGCUUCUGUUCUAUCCAAAUGGGGAUACAAAGAUUGCAUGGAUUCUAAUGAAGGAAUUUACUCCCCUGGAAUUAAGUGCAGCAGUCAUAAAGAACAGGCAGAUUGCACGUCAGAGGAAAUAGGGGCUAUUUGCAUUGAGCAUCAGAAAGCCUUCAUGUACGAUUCUGAUUCACAUGAAGAUGCUGAUGAUGAGUCCUCAUCUUUAGCUUUGCUGUAUGAAGUCCCAGGCAAAGACUGUAGAUACUGCUGUAAUAAAUUAACUCACAGUGUUUCUGACAGUCUAUUUGGUUGGGAACCUGAUAGGAGACAUUUGCUGGGAAGAGGUUCUUAUUUUAAUGCAAAAGAAAGGCCUGAAAAACUGUCUAGUUUUGUCAAUGAAUUUAAUUCACAGGCAAAAUCAUGUGCCAAUAUGGAGCUGCCUGGGUUACAGAUAGAUAAAAGUCUUGCUGAUGUAAGCUGGAGAGACCUUAAUUUGCACCUCUCAGAUACCGAUGACAAUGAAAUCCUGGAUGAAUUACAUAUAGAAAGCAGUGACGAGAAAAGCCCAUCAGAUUUGUCAUUAACACCCUUUGUUAAUAAGCAUGCAGAGAGCUCUGAAGUAUGUAUAAAGAAGGAACAUUUCCAGUUUGUAUGCUCUGAAAAAGAAGCAGACCAGGGACUUUCUCACUCAGACUUUAGGCCAAAGGCAUAUAAUUUUGUUAAGCAGCAAAAGGUUAUAAAGAAGACCUCUUCUGAAGAAUGCAUUGCUGUAAUAUUUGAUGCUGAAGAUGGCAAGCCUAUUGAAUUCAGUUCUCAUCAAACUGGAGUUGUCACUCUAACUAGAGAUGAAAUUGCAGUUACCCAUUCGUAUGCUGGGCCGAGUGUGGAAUAUUCUGAAUGUUUACCUCAGGGAAAAGCAAAGUUGCAGAAAGCAACUGAUGAUAAAGACUACGGUAUUUUGCAAACACCUCAUAAUGAGACUGAUCAGGAGACUGUCCGAAAUAAUCCUAGUGAUGAGCAUGAAGUCCCUACCCCAUACAGAAAUGAAUGUCCUGCCCACCUUGAAAGACCCAGGCUUCAGCAUACUCCACAUCAAAAGCUGAUGAAGUCCGUUUGCAAUACUUCUUCCAAGCCCAGUCCUGCAUCUUGUAUGCUGGCAGGUAGUAAUCAGAAACACAAGUUGACUAAAAUUCCCAGCAGAGGUAAGUUCUUGCCACAUAAUCUGAAAGUCACAAUAAGUGAAGAUUCCAGCACAUUGUUUUCAUGUUCUGCUGUGACAUCAGAGAAGCUGCCUGUAUCAACUGUAAAAUCCUCAAGAUUUAAAAGGUUGCAAAGUCCAACUUGGAAUUCUGAAUUGAAUAUAGACUUGCAUAACAAAAGGGCCUUUGUCCAUACUCCACCAAAUUCUAAAAUUGUGGGGAGAGUAGAUUGGCCUAAGAACCAGCUUGUGGAAUCAACUUCUUUGUCUCAGCAUCUUAUAGAAUCCGGUGACUGUGAAGAGCCACCAACUAGAGAUGUCAAUUGUGAUUUGUCUUCUGUCGAAGCCAGACCUCCAUCCCCACCUCCUCCUCCAGGGAGAUUGGCUUCACUAUUGAUGGGACCAAGUUAUGAAUAUUCACCACCUGUAUCUAAUAAAACAGGGUCUGGUUUUCCCAGUGAGCCAGUGAAAAAUGCAGUUCAGUUGUCGCCAUUGAAACGAACUUCAGGGUCUGCUUCUCAUAAAAUUAGUAUGCAAGAAAUGCAAACCAGCAAACUCCCUCUGACACCUAAAAGUGAAUUAAAUCAUUGUCAUGAGAAGGGAGAGAUGUUUACACAAAGCAAAUGCACACCAGAGCCAACUCCUAGCACUUGUCAAGGCACUCCUAAAUGUUUUAUAAAGAAAAUUUCUCCAAAACCCUCAAACCAGUCAGUAUCUUCUUGCAGUAACAGAGAACUUGGUCAUUCGAAGGAUGUCCUAACAGCUUGCAUGUUGCAAGAUGUGAAUUCAGUGCAGAGAGGAUCCUCAUCAGAGGACACUGAAGUAACUCAGAAAAAGACAUUCCCCAAUAGUUUUGCCACAUCAACAGAUUGUCCUAUAACAAUCCCUGGGGUGCCUUUGCUAUCUCAGAUCAGUCCUUCACCAUUAUCGUUGUUAUCUCAGGGUAAUGAUACUGGAAACAUACCAGACAAAGGAGUGAAACCUCAUCUGCCUGUAGGACUUAAAUUAUUUAUAAAAUCUCCCCAGCUCCUCAGGAAGAGCUCCACCAUACCAGGGAAGCAGGAAAAAGAUAGUAUGAAUGCAGCCUCCAGAGGCUGUGUAAAUUUAACUCCAGAGAGCCAGAGUAAAGCUUUAUCUGAAACUAUCAUAGAUGUAGGAGACACUGAAAUAAGGACUGCUAAGAAAGGAAGGAAGGAAAGCUUUGUUAAGGAAUUUAAUAUGGAUCCAGCAUCCUCAGUUUCAUCUGAAACUGGUAGUUUAGUGGAUCGAGAUGGAUUAGAAAACAAAUUAGUUAAGAGAUCUGUUUCUUCCAGUAGUAAGGCACAUUUGAAGCCAGCUCUUGGUAUGAAUGGAGCAAAGGCUCGUAGUCAAAGCUUUAGUAUUCACACUGGAGAAAAGUCACCUCUGCCAUCUACAGAAGGAUUAGGAAAGGUUCGAACACAGAUUAUAACAAAUACUUCUGAAAGAGGGAAUUCUCUAACCAGACAGAAUUCUGCUGUGGAGGGAUUACAAAUUAAAGCUGUUCCUGGAGCAGCAGUGAUACCAGCCCUGGGUCCAAACACCACAAAAGGUCCGGAAGUCUCAUGUUCUAGAAAAAGUUCUUGUGGAAGUAUGAGUAGUUCUACUAGUCAGAUCGGUAGCCCAAACAAGCAGCCAUUGUGUACGUCACCAAGGGGGGAUUUAUUUCAAGGCAUUUCGAAAAACGAGGGCUGCAAAUCACCGUCUGCGAGAGAUGUCCAAAUUCGAUCCAUCCAUGAUGAAAAAGGCAGUGAAAUUUCCAAAUAUCAACCAGUAAGCAAAAAAAGUGUUACCCAAGCAGAAAUGGCAUUGCAGUCAUCAACUAGUAUUUCAUCAGAACAAAUUCUGCCGCCUCAGAAAAGUCCAGGCAGCCUGCAGUAUCCUUGUAAAUGUGAAGGAAGCAAGGCAAUGUCGCAAGGAGGCUGUUUAAAGACAUCAGGUAGGGUUUCAGCCUCAUCUGUAUUGCAACCCACAAUAGAAGAGAAAGUCAUGUUGUGCAUCCAGGAGAAUAUGCAGAAGGGACAAAGGCAAAGUAAACCCACCACCACAGAAACUAAGUCAAAGAGUGGAGGGCCUUCCAUUGCUAGUUGGUUUGGUUUCCGGAGGACUAAACUCCCAGCCUUGAGUGGUAGAAAGACAGACAUUUCUAAAGUAAAAGUAGAAAAAAAAGAAUCAAAAGCUUCAGCAUUUGGAAGCAAGCAAACAAAAUUUGAAAAACGGAAAGACAAAAAGAAAACUGAACAGCACUGUGAAGCAGAAAAUGAGCUCAAUAAAAAGACUUUGAACAGUGGUAUUGUAGACAGUGCUCCAAAAGGAAAGAAAAUGUCAAAAGCCACACCGAGCCGCCUCAGCCAAAACAGCUGUGAACAAAAGAAUGAUUCUGCUACUCCAAACUCAGGAAAAGACAGCUUUAUGAAGGAACUUUUGCACAGAGUUGAUAAGAAAGCAGCCCAGCAGACAGAAAGUGGAUCAAAUAAUGUUUCCUACAGGAGCGUGUCAAAGGGCAGUUCCCAGAGCCCUUCUCUUCCCAGCAAGUCUAUUGGCACUCAAGGAAACCUGAAAAAAAUCAGCAAAACAAAGGCUGAUACGGAAAAAACAAAGGAGACUGUGGUCGAAGUGGUAGCAGGGAAUUUCCCAGAAGACGAAGAAGACAUAGUCACUGAUUCUGCAUGUGAAAGCCAUUUGAUAGAAUCCUGCUGCCAAAUGAGGACCUUGGACAGUGGAAUAGGAACAUUCCCUCUCCCUGACUCAGGAAACCGCUCAACUGGACGCCACACUUCUAAGCAAGAACUGGAUAUAAAAAUGCAAGUUUUCACAUCACCUGGGCAAGCUUUUUCUCAGGCACCUUCUGAGAAAGCCAAAACCCUUGAACGAGAAGUGCCUUCAACAGCUAAUAAGAACCGGGAAUCUGUUGAGAAUAUAAUUUCUCAUUCAGCUUCUGAUCCUACUAUGACUGCUAAAGGAUUACUAACUUUUCAGAGUCGCCUGCCAAAACCAGUGUCUGCAGGAGUAACGAGCCCUGUAAAGAAAUGCAGACAGGAGCAGAAUUCUGUGACUUCUGCAUCACUAGAAUAUUCAAAGAAAGAAAGAGAUGCCGCCAAGAUCUUUCCUGAUUGGAACAGUAAAAAAGCUAUUAAAGCAAAGGACAGGGCACUGAGAGUAUGCACUUAUUCUGCUAGUAGUAGCAGUGACACUGAAACAGAGCUGGAAUAUGAAACAAGUGAUUUUGGAACCAGAGGGGAAAAACUCGUUGAUUUAAUGAACAACAAACAAGCUGAGCAAGAAGAAAAUAGUGUGAGGAAGUCGUUUACGGGGAGGCCCAUGUCAAUCCUGGAUUUAUACCAGCACAGCCUCUGUGGCCAUUUUGAACAGGAUGGGCCUGAACAAUUAGCACAUUACAGUUUUAUUGAACAGCUGAAUGGAACCUCCGUUAAAGAUGGCACAACAAAAAAGAUCCCUAGUAAAUUGAAGCAACCUGAGGAAACAAAGGAUGAUUCUAAGAAGAGGUUAUCUAAACUUUCCCUGGAGUCCCUCAACAAGUUUAACAGCAGCAGAAACAUUUUAUUGGAAGAGAGGAAUGUUCUGGAUAAGGUUGGAGGGCAGGAAGAAGAAAAUGAGAAGACUGAAGAAGUUUCUCUAACUAGUUCCAAUAGGCAUGGUGUAGACCACUUGGAAUCAUUGAGUGAUUCUUUGUAUGACAGCUUCUCGUCCUGUGCAAGCCAAGGCUCAAACGAUAUAUAAGUACAAUCUGUAGUGAUGGACACUAAGUGAUGUUUGGAAGAGGAAAACUAAAUACACAACAAAAUGAAGCUGAAGACAAGUGGCUAAGACUCACAGUAUGAUACUAUAUGCAGAUAUAUUCAUGUAGAGCAAUAAAGAGGGAGGAGACUGCAUUGUAAUAAAAAGACUGAAAGUUAAACACCAACAUAGUUGUUACUGAAAAGGAGUCUUACUUUUGCACUUUUACAAGUAUCUGUACAGAAGUUGUAAAAAAUGUUCUUUGGGGGGAACAGGAAAGAAAAUUAUAUUUGUAGAAAAACAUGACAGCAAUAAUUACUAAUUGGUGCCAUGCGCCUGACAUGGCAGUUUACUAACUAUAACACUGAUGUUAAUAUUAACAAACUCAGUAAA
Pogona vitticeps (central bearded dragon) is the source of this 6904-nucleotide messenger RNA. NCBI's taxonomy places the organism in Eukaryota, Metazoa, Chordata, Lepidosauria, Squamata, Agamidae. The record is from RefSeq and is a predicted model, not a curated record.